Glycine soja is the source of this 1302-nucleotide messenger RNA. RefSeq lists its product as uncharacterized. Gene Ontology annotation, molecular function: kinase activity; ATP binding. NCBI's taxonomy places the organism in Eukaryota, Viridiplantae, Streptophyta, Magnoliopsida, Fabales, Fabaceae. The transcript has 5 exons. The coding region runs from base 61 to 1071 and encodes 336 amino acids. The record is from RefSeq and is a predicted model, not a curated record.
UUCGAGAGACUUGCCAAGAAUCUGAAGGUAGCUAGAGUUUUUAAUACAUUAGUAGAGGAGAUGAAAGCAAUGGGAGUAGCUACAAGUGAUGACUCUCGAUGCACAGAGGUGAUGGCCCCAGUAGCUCAUAGCGAUAGGAGUCCAGUGCUUCUCUUAAUGGGUGGAGGUAUGGGUGCUGGCAAAAGCACCGUGCUCAAAGAUAUUCUCAAAGAACCUUUCUGGGCAGGAGCAGCCGCAAAUGCUGUAAUCAUUGAGGCAGAUGCCUUCAAAGAAUCAGAUGUCAUCUAUAAGGCCCUUAGCUCAAGAGGUCACCAUGACAUGAUUCAAACAGCAGAACUGGUACAUCAAGCAUCCACAGAUGCGGCCUCAUCCCUCCUAGUAACAGCAUUAAACGAAGGACGAGAUGUUAUUAUGGAUGGCACACUUUCCUGGGUGCCAUUUGUUGUGCAGACAAUAACAAUGGCUAGGAAUGUUCACCGUCGCCGUUACCGCAUGGGAGAAGGCUAUAGGCUGAAGGAGGAUGGAACUGUAAUUGAAAACUAUUGGGAAAGAAUUAAAGACGAAGAACCUGAACAAGUUGGAGGCAAAAAGAGAAAACCAUAUAGGAUAGAACUGGUUGGAGUAGUAUGUGAUGCUUAUCUUGCAGUUGUCAGAGGCAUAAGGAGAGCUAUCAUGUGCAGAAGAGCAGUGAGAAUAAAGUCACAGUUGAAAUCCCACAGGAGAUUUGCUGAGGCAUUUAUGACUUACUGUCAACUAGUAGAUAAUGCACGACUAUACUUCACAAACGCAUUAGAAGGCCCAGCUAAGUUGAUAGGAUGGAAAGAUAGAGACAAGACACUGCUUGUUGAUCCAGAUGAAUUCGACUGUAUGAAGAGGCUAGCCAAGUUGAAUGAAGAUGCCAACUCCAUUUAUGAACUUUACAAGCACCCCAACCCAGCUUGUGAAGCUGGAUCAGUAUGGAAAGACAUUGUAUUAUCUCCUUCAAGGUUGAACAUCCAACAGGAGCUCAAGUAUUCGAUCCAAAAAAUUGAAAGCAUGAACUAUAAUAACGUCACCAUGGAGAACAGAUGAAAUUCUUCAACCUUCGACUUUAAGACAAGGAUCAUGAGAUGAAGCACCAAAGAAUAGGCAAGAGAAGCAACCUGCAAAAGUUUGCAGCCGAGAAGACUUCAUGUUUUAGCAACGUUGAUUACCAUACGUGUAUAAACACAUACUAGCAUUUAGUCUUAAUCUUACAGGAUGUUUUUAUUUAAUUAUCUAACAGGAACUUGUGAACACAGAUAUUUCUUAAGAUGCAGUUAA